AUGGCGGACACUCAGAAGGAUGUGCUGUUCAAGACAGUACAGAUCGAUGCCCUGGUUGCGAUUAAGAUUGCCACUGCUAGCGGCAAGUCGUUCCCUUCGAUCGCGACUGGCAGCAUAGUCGGUAUGGAGAAGAACAAUGUCUUGGAGAUUACAAACUCUUUCCCCUUCCCCGACGUCUCUCCCGCACAGGCCGACGGACAGAAUGAAACCGCCGCAAACCUCGCCGCAGCCGCCCCUCGCGCAAAGCAGAACAUUGCCUACAGCAACGAGAUGAUUAAAUUCCUCCGUGAAGUCAAUGUAGAUGCGAACAACGUAGGCUGGUAUACCAGCACAAGCAUGGGCAACUUUGUCAACUUGAACACAAUCGAGAACCAAUAUUUCUACCAGAGCCAGCCAAACGAGAGGACUGUCGCCUUGGUGUAUGACGUGAGCAGGAGCUCGCAAGGUACCCUGAACCUGCGCGCAUAUAGGCUGUCGCCCUCGUUCGUAACAGCAUACAAGGAGGGCAAGUUCACAACUGAGAGUCUACAAAAGAGCGGCCUUCGCUACCACGACAUCCUAGUUGAGCUUCCAGUAACCAUUCACAACUCGCACCUCCUCACCUCUCUUUUCCACCAAUUGCCGUCGAGCGCACCAAAGGAGGAGCUUAAGUUCCCACCCAACCUAGCUGCUCUGCAGCAAGAUCCCAACAUCCCUCAGCCACCUCUGUUUCCCAACUACGACUCGCUUGAUCUCUCCAUCGACCCAUUCCUGGAGAAGACGUGCGAUCUACUCCUCGAGAGCAUCGAGAAUCACCACACUGAGAUCAACAACUACCAGUACUACCAGCGAUCUCUCGCUCGUGAGCAGGCCAAGAUUACUGCCUGGCAACAAAAGCGCAAAGCAGAGAAUGCUGCGCGCACUGCCUCUAAGCAGUCACUCCUCCCAGAAGACGAGUGGCAGCGACUUUUCAAGCUGCCCCAAGAGCCAAGCAGACUGGAGACGCUCCUCAAUUCGAGGCAGGUGGAGCAGUAUUCAAGGCAAGUGGAUGGCUUCACGGCGGGUGUCACGUCCAAGAUGUUUGCUGUUAAGAGCAAUUUGCUGCCCGGAGAGUAA
Molecule: messenger RNA, 1095 nt
Organism: Bipolaris oryzae ATCC 44560
Lineage: Eukaryota; Fungi; Ascomycota; Dothideomycetes; Pleosporales; Pleosporaceae
Exons: 3
Coding region: 1-1095 (364 amino acids)
Cellular component (GO): eukaryotic translation initiation factor 3 complex; cytosol; cytoplasm
Molecular function (GO): protein binding; metallopeptidase activity; translation initiation factor activity
Source: RefSeq, a predicted model, not a curated record